This is a messenger RNA of Vitis riparia (riverbank grape), 4924 nucleotides long. Its product is annotated as DExH-box ATP-dependent RNA helicase DExH5, mitochondrial. Gene Ontology annotation, cellular component: nucleus; intracellular anatomical structure. The transcript is spliced from 19 exons. Lineage: Eukaryota; Viridiplantae; Streptophyta; Magnoliopsida; Vitales; Vitaceae. Bases 228 to 3815 code for a protein of 1195 amino acids. The record is from RefSeq and is a predicted model, not a curated record. Gene Ontology annotation, molecular function: RNA binding; ATP binding.
AAGAACGGCUUGGCUGAAGGAUGACGCAGGGGCUCACGUGCUGAGGCAGGCCAGGUCACGCCUUUCGUCAAGCAUCAGCCGAGUGUUCCCUCCGCAUUCUCAGACCGUCACACACAUCGCCAUUUCCAUCGCUCUCACUCCCUCUCACUGAGAAUCCCAAACACUUCAUCUGCAGAGUUGCAAUCCUCCAUAUAUAUGGUCCCGCCAUAACCUUUUCUUUUGCUUGCAUGUACGCUCUCCAAUUUUCCUUCACUCCCCGCCCCAAAACCCUAAAACCCUCCGCACCUCCACCACUUCACAUCCUCAUGAAGGACCGCCCGCCUCCCUCAUGCGUUUCCCGCUACAUCCCUCCUCAUCAUCGUCUGCGCUCCGUCGUCACCUCCUCUGCCUCCCCCAAUCUCAACGCCGCUUCUCUCGACUCCACGUCUCGGGAUCAUCAAGGCACGCUUCUGAACCCUAGGAACACUUCUCUUCCUCACUCCCAACCUCAGAAGCUGCAACAGAAGGAUAAUUCACUCUAUGAUUUCCUGUACGAGGAGGUGUCUGAGGAAGGCUCUGAUCGCGAAAUUGAGUCGUCGUCGCAUGGGGGUGCUUCAGCCCCUGAUACCAUUGAUGAGUGGAAGUGGAAGUUUACUAUGCUUUUACGCAACAAAGACAAACAAGAGUUGGUGUCAAGGGAGAAAAAGGACAGGCGUGAUUUUGAGCAAAUAGCUAUUUUGGCAAGCAGAAUGGGUUUGUAUAGCCAUCUAUAUGUAAAAGUUGUUGUCUUUAGUAAGGUUCCACUGCCAAACUACAGAUUUGAUCUAGAUGACAGGCGCCCACAGAGGGAGGUAAUUCUACCUCUUGGUUUGGAUAGAAGAGUGGAAGCCCAUCUUGAGGAGUACCUUUCUCAAAAGUUUACGACGAAUGAAAACUUUCAAGAUAUUGCCUUCUCUAGAUCAAGUAGUACUAGUAGCAUUGCUACUGAUGAAGGGCUUUUUGAGCAACCAGAGCCACUUGCAGUUAGUAGAUCUGUCAUUGAGAAAAUUGUUUGGCGGAGGAGUUUGCAACUGCGGAAUCAGCAACAAGCAUGGCAGGAAUCUCCAGAAGGUAGAAAAAUGCUGAAAUUUCGUGGAAGUCUCCCUGCUUCCAAAGAGAAGGAUGCAUUACUAACAGCCAUUUCAGGAAAUCAGGUGGUUAUCAUCUCAGGUGAAACUGGUUGUGGCAAGACCACUCAAAUUCCCCAAUUCAUCUUAGAAUCUGAGAUUGAAUCUGUUCGUGGAGCUGUAUGUAGUAUUAUAUGUACCCAGCCUAGAAGAAUAUCUGCCAUGUCUGUUUCUGAAAGAGUUGCUGCAGAAAGAGGGGAGAAAUUGGGUGAAUCCGUUGGGUAUAAGGUCCGGCUAGAGGGUAUGAAAGGAAAGGAUACUUGCCUUCUAUUUUGCACCACAGGCAUCUUGUUGAGAAGAUUACUGGUUGAUAGGAAUUUGAAGGGCGUAACUCAUGUUAUUGUUGAUGAAAUUCAUGAGCGUGGAAUGAAUGAAGAUUUUCUGCUUAUUGUCCUGAAGGAUCUCCUUCCUCGCCGGCCAGAACUGAGGUUGAUUUUGAUGAGUGCAACCUUAGAUGCAGAACUUUUCUCAUCCUACUUUGAUGGGGCUCCAGUUGUCCAUAUCCCGGGUUUUACAUACCCAAUUAGAACGUAUUUCCUGGAAAAUAUUCUGGAAAUGACGGGAUACAGAUUGACUCUGUACAAUCAAGUUGAUGAUUAUGGUCAGGAAAAGAUGUGGAAAAUGAACAAACAAGCUCCAAGAAAGAGGAAGAGCCAACUUGCUUCUGUAGUCGAGGAUGCACUCAGAGCCACUGAUUUCAAGGAUUAUAGCCCACAAACUCAGGAAUCUUUGUCCUGUUGGAAUCCUGACUGCAUUGGUUUUAACCUCAUAGAAAACCUUUUAUGCUAUAUAUGUGAGAAUGAAUGUCCUGGUGCUGUUUUAGUCUUUAUGACUGGGUGGGAUGACAUAAGUUCUCUGAAAGAUAAGCUCCAAGCUCAUCCCAUCUUGGGAGAUUCAGACCAAGUUUUGUUGCUCACGUGCCAUGGUUCUAUGGCUAGUGCAGAGCAGCGGUUAAUAUUUGACAAGCCUCGAGAUGGGGUAAGGAAAAUAGUGCUAGCCACGAAUAUUGCUGAGACAAGUAUCACAAUUAAUGAUGUGGUUUUUGUUGUUGACUGUGGAAAAGCAAAAGAGACAUCAUAUGAUGCACUGAAUAACACUCCGUGUUUGCUUCCUUCCUGGAUCUCUAAGGUUUCUGCUCAACAGAGAAGAGGAAGAGUUGGCCGUGUUCAACCAGGAAAAUGUUACCAUCUCUAUCCUCGAUGUGUAUAUGAUGCUUUUGCAGAUUAUCAAUUGCCUGAAAUUUUGAGGACACCUUUACAGUCCCUUUGCCUGCAAAUCAAAAGUUUAAAACUUGGAAGUAUUUCUGAGUUCCUAUCUAGGGCUUUGCAGUCUCCAGAGUUGCUAGCGGUUCAAAAUGCUAUUGAAUAUUUAAAAAUCAUUGGGGCUUUAGACGAGAAUGAAAAUUUGACUGUUUUAGGCCGCCACUUGACAAUGCUUCCAAUGGAGCCUAAACUUGGAAAGAUGCUUAUACUGGGGGCUGUCUUCAAUUGCCUAGAUCCAAUACUAACCAUCGUUGCUGGACUUAGUGUUAGAGAUCCAUUCUUAACACCAUUGGACAAGAAGGAUCUUGCAGAGGCUGCAAAAGCUCAAUUUUCUCAUGACUACAGUGACCAUCUUGCACUUGUUCGGGCUUAUGAGGGCUGGAAAGAUGCUGAAAAGGACCAAAUUGGAUGUGAAUACUGCUGGAAAAAUUUUCUUUCGGCACAAUCAAUGAAAGCUAUUGAUUCACUUCGGAAGGAGUUCUUCUCUUUGCUAAAGGAUGCUGACCUGGUUGAUGGCAACAUGGCCACCUACAAUGCAUGGAGCUAUGAUGAGCAUCUCAUUCGAGCAGUUAUUUGCUGUGGCCUGUAUCCUGGAAUUUGCUCUGUUGUGCAAAAUGAAAAGUCAUUCUCAUUGAAAACAAUGGAGGAUGGUCAAGUGCUCUUGCAUUCGAAUUCAGUCAAUGCUCGAGAAUGUAAAAUUCCAUAUCCAUGGCUAGUUUUCAAUGAGAAGAUAAAAGUAAACUCUGUUUUUCUCCGGGAUUCAACAGCUGUGUCUGAUUCAGUGCUUCUUCUAUUUGGGGGCGACAUCUUGAGAGGGGAUGGUGAUGGGCACUUGAAAAUGUUGGGAGGGUACUUGGAAUUCUUCAUGAAACCUGCUAUAGCAGAAAUGUAUCAAAGCUUAAGGAGAGAACUUGAUGAGCUAAUUCAGAAUAAACUACUGAAUCCCAGAAUGGGCAUACACAUGUAUCAUGAGCUCCUUUCUGCAGUGCGACUGUUGAUCUCGGAGGACCAAUGUGAUGGCCGAUUUGUGUUUAGCCACCAGGUUGGCCGCCAGGUCGUAAAGCCCUCAAAAACAUCUGUUACAGGGAUGCCAAAAGCCUUGGUUUCAAGGACUGAAAGUGGUCCUGGGGGUGAUAAUUCCAAGAGUCAGCUCCAGACGUUGCUCACCAGAGCAGGAUAUGCUGCACCUACUUACAAGACAAAGCAAUUGAAAAACAAUCAGUUCCGAUCCACUGUAGAGUUUAACGGAAUGCAGAUCAUGGGGCAGCCUUGUAACAACAAGAAGUUUGCAGAAAAGGAUGCGGCAGCGGAGGCUCUGCAGUUGCUAAUGGGUGGGACCCAGUCAGGCCACGAAUAUAUUGACCACAUGUCAAUGUUGCUGAAGAAGAGCAAGAAGGAUCAUAAGUAAUUGGGUGAUUGUUUGGAAGAACAGUAACCAAUGGGGCUUAGAAAAGCCUAAGUCUCGAAACUUCGGUGACCAGGUGGGUCCAAGAAUUUCCCUAGUCACUCCUCUCCAAAGGAAGAAAGGUGGAUUUGUCAUUUAUAAAGUCACCAACUCUGACCUUAUUUUAAAAUUCCGAAACAGUCAUAAGCUGUCAGAUUGAUACUUCCACCAACAAAGAACAGACUUGCUGGCCCAAGGUAAAAUUUGUGGUGGGUUUGGAAUGUCUGAUUAUCUGCUUCCAGACAUGGAGGUACAGCCAAACCGACCAGAUACAGUUGAAGGGACUUAGAGGGACCUAUGUUUUCCAUUUCAUAUUUUUGCUUCUGGAGCGGGUUGAUUGAUGGUGACUGAGUGCUGUCAUCAGAGCCCAUGAACCUGCAGUUGCUACGUGGCAUCAAUGAUAAGUACAGACUGAAUUUAGAGAGAAAUCGUGGGAUUUUGCCCAAUUCCAGGCUUAGAGAUCAUGUUCAUCCUAACUUGAUCACUUUGUAUAUCAUGAUUCCUUAAAACCGAACACUGGGAAGGUCUUUUUAAAAAAAAAAAAAAAAUUGGACGAAGAAGAGAGAAAAUGAGAAACCUGUAGUUUGGCCUGAAUUGUAAAGUUGGUGGUUGGGAUUGGUCGGUAGGAGUGGAAUUUGUUGAACCUAUUUGGGAAUAUGUUUGAUGAGUUGAAUCAUCAGGAAAUGUUAUAGUCACUUUCGACAUGGGGGGCCCGGAAUUGGAGAUUUUUUUCUUUUUCUUUUGUUGAAUGAUCAAGUGAUGUCAUGUGAAUAUUGAUAGGGACUAAGAAACAUUUGACGCCAAUAAGAGUGGGAGUGUCUCAUUGAAAGCCCUAUAGAAGAUAAUUUCUGUUUAGCAUGGAUGUAUCCUUAUCGAGAAGCUGUAUGGGAGUCUCUCAUUGUUUUGGCUUUUAGCUGUUAACAUGUCAUGGCACAGUUGUCUCAGCAGAUGGUACCUUGGAACUAGAGUGGUUGGUGCAGGCUUUUUUGGUCCUGACUGGAGAACCCGAGUAUUAACAAUGCACUUGUACGUACUUUACCUCUCUAAUUUUGGUUUAAAAUACUCUUAAUAUC